This is a messenger RNA of Alternaria burnsii, 1764 nucleotides long. RefSeq lists its product as uncharacterized. The transcript is spliced from 7 exons. The coding region runs from base 1 to 1764 and encodes 587 amino acids. Gene Ontology annotation, biological process: proteolysis; protein homooligomerization. Lineage: Eukaryota; Fungi; Ascomycota; Dothideomycetes; Pleosporales; Pleosporaceae. The record is from RefSeq and is a predicted model, not a curated record. Gene Ontology annotation, molecular function: metalloendopeptidase activity; protein binding.
AUGAGUCUCAUAUACAUCCCAAUCUUCGCGGCAGCUGCCAUGCAGGUCCUAGGGGUGGUUGUUCCUCAACAACUGCCUAUCUUCUCAGGUCCAUGCGCCGUCCUGCCCCCAUCUAACAAGACUGAAACUCCAAGCUAUGAUGGGGUACAAUCAGGCGCCUCAUCUAUCUGGGGUCAUGAGGGCAGCGGCGGACCAAAGAAAUGGACAGACCUCUACGUCAAGGGUCUCACCGUCAUACCAUAUUGCUUUCCUACUGAAGAACAUCGCAAAGCCAACAUCGCGAAAGUGGAAGCAGCCACCGAACUUUGGAUCACAGCACUUGGUGGUAAGGCUUCGGAGGCUAGUGGUCAUAAGAUCAUGUUCUCGGAAUGGAUUGAUCCUCGGAAGAAACCCAUGUACUGCAUCGACGUGAACAGUCCAGUUGAUAGUAAGUGGAACAUGGCUGUUCCAUACAAAACAGUCGCUAUCUGGAAGGAUGAUCGUGCGGGAAAACGCGCCGCAUCAUCUACUGUGGGAAUGGGUGAUUCUCCUGGAAAGCCAUGGGAUUUAGACAUGUGGCUUGGCGAAGAGGCUAGCAUUCAGACCAUUGCACAUGAAUUCGGCCAUGUCAUGGGAAUGAUGCACGAGCAACAACGAUCCGACCGCGACACAUAUGUACGCUACGACUGCAUGAAGCUCACAGAUUACUCCACCGCUCUCGCACGUGCUCGCGAAUCCGACCCCAGUGUGACGACUGCGGAGCUUUGUAAUGACGUCAACAUAGCUGCCAAAUAUGAAUUUAGCGGUCGCUCCUUCACCAAAUCCGUUCUCUAUGGGAAAUCCAACGACGGAUGGAUGCUGAAUCUCGAUACGCCGUACGAUGUCAACAUGAGCGGUGAAUCCGCUAGCGCGUUUGAGAGCAAACCUCUCACGUCCAAGGACUCAUGUCGCUUACAAGAACCACAAAAUCGCACACUGCUUUUAUUCAUCAGCAGAAUGAGUCUCGAAGACUUUGCCACCACAAAGGCAAUUUUUCCUUCCGACAAAAUGAGUGCGCCCACUAGUAUCGAAGACAGCAAACACCAGCAAAACGGUAAAGCUGAAUAUACCACAGCCACCAAUCUUAUCGACGCUACUAAUCUCAGUGUCCAAGGAACCGUUGUCGCUGCCGGCUACCCAAGACAUCUUACGCUUGACGUUGGUGGGCGCAAGUUCAAAGUCUCGUGUGACACGCUGAAGUCUGAGUCUGGCUGGUUUAAGAGGCAGCUCUCCGGACGUUUCGGUCCAUGGGAGCCUGAGCUGGACGGCUCAUACUUCAUGGACGCUGACCCUGAUCUCUUUGAGUAUCUUCUUCGCUUCAUGCGCCGUCCCGAAGUCUUUCCUCUUUUCUACAACAAGAUGAACGGCUUUGACUAUGACCUAUACAAUCGCCUGCAAGCAGAGGCGCUUUACUUUCAGAUGGACACGCUAUACGAAUACCUCAACGCUAUCAAAGUCAAAACUUCGAGCCUGGAUAUCCGCGUAGUUCAUAGCCUCGAUCACGUACAGCAAGAGAUUCUUCCAGUCCACAAGACCGAAGAGUUGCAUGUCGUUCCGCGAACACGCAAAGUUUAUCUUUGUCCUCGCCAGAUCGCGGGUCAUAAAGGCCGUCCUGAACUUUGCGGUGCGGCAUGUCAUAAGAGGCAGGCGGAUAAUGCGGUAGAAUACGAGGACGUGGGUUUUCUGCAGGUAGUCAGCCUAAAAAAGGAGAUUGUCUUCGACGAAAAGGUCUGUAGAGAUGACUGA